AUGAGGGGACACGUCAGCCACGGACAUGGCCGAGUCGGAAAGCACCGAAAGCAUCCCGGUGGUCGAGGUAUGGCCGGAGGUCAGCAUCACCACCGAAUCCUCAUGGACAAAUUCCACCCGGGAUAUUUUGGAAAAGUGGGUAUGAGAAACUUCCAUUUGAAGAAGAACCCUAGACAUUGUCCGACUAUCAACAUCAGCCAGCUGUGGAAUCUGGUUCCAGAAGAACACAAAAAGGCAUGUGAAGGGAACAAGAAAGCGCCAGUGGUGAAUGUACUGAACCACGGAUUUUUCAAGGUCCUGGGCACUGGACUUCCGCCAACCAAGACCCCAAUGAUCGUGAAGGCGAGAUUCUUCAGCAAAACGGCAGAGCAGAAGAUCAAGAAGGCUGGCGGUGCUUGUAUUGUUACUGCGUAA
Messenger RNA from Symsagittifera roscoffensis, 414 nucleotides. Its product is annotated as large ribosomal subunit protein uL15-like. The transcript has a single exon. Gene Ontology annotation, cellular component: cytosolic large ribosomal subunit. Gene Ontology annotation, molecular function: structural constituent of ribosome. The record is from RefSeq and is a predicted model, not a curated record. The coding region runs from base 1 to 414 and encodes 137 amino acids. Lineage: Eukaryota; Metazoa; Xenacoelomorpha; Acoela; Convolutidae.